UGACAUGAAAUUUUCACCAAAAUGGUUAGAAGAUCGAGUAAAUGACAAAAGUCGUCUGUACGAUUUGGUCACUCGUUUUGUACUUAUCAGGAAUUUCUAUUUUUCAACCGUUCUUAUGCAAUUGCGUGACUGAUAAUGAAGAAGAGGACGAGGGGAAUUUCACUGGUCCCAAAUUAACCUGUUCCAUCUUUGUGAUUGGGGUUUACAUCAUCACCAGUAAUAUUUCCCUCUUGCCAUCGUCAUACAGAAGGCCAGCAGCUUCUGUCCUCUGCGUUUACGAGUUCUUCGCCACCUCUUUCAUCUUGGAUUUCGCCGGGACCUGCGUCUGGACUCCAAUUAACGUGAUGAUAAUGACAACACUUCCCAAAGCUAUUUGCCACACUUUGAAUCGACUGGAUUAUGAUGACGCUGCUGAAUGGAUUGUCUCAAAUCAGUUACCCAUGAUGACCAUGAGUUUUGGCAUGAGUAUAGGGUCUUGUCUAGCUGCUAUUCACACGACGAGAGCACUCGAUUUAACGAUGUACAAUGAAUGCGGAGUGCUAGAAUUUGCGGAAUAUGUGAAAAAUAGAUUCUGGCAACGAAUCAUCUCCGAAUUUCGUACAACCAGCAAUAAAAAUGAGAGGCAUCUCCACAAAAGUGCAAUCCAGAGACAUCAAUCCUGUGUAAGAACUCCCAGCCGACGAAGACACCGGAGUAGAAGCCGAGGCAGGAUUCCUUGAGUGUAAUAAUAUUCUAAAACUCAAAUACAAAAAACAGAAAUAACAACAACUGAAAAUACUAUUUAUCCUUUUUAUUAAAAAGAAGGCAUUUUUUAUUUUCGUCCGAAACUGAAGUAUAACGUACAAAUUGUAUAGAUAAUAGUGAUAAUAAUUAUAAUUAAUAAUCAAUUAAUAUCAAUUCAAUUUGAUAAUACGUAUUUGUUGUUGGUUUUCCUCACCUUGAUGAUUAUAAUGUAUAGAUUGUUUAUUUCAUUAUUAUUUAUAUAAUUGAUAAUUGUACUAAUGAGAUGUGUUCAGUGGCAGCAUAUAUACAUAUUACAGUGUGACUCUUUAUAUCUCAACGACGGCUACGGUUAAAACAUUUUCCAUUUUAUUUUCUUCAUUCAUCUGGGCUUUACAAUAUGUUCGAGGUACUACUUGAGCGUUUCACACUCGAUUCAAUGUCUUCACUCAAUCCCAAUAAAAUUCGUCACUUAAUCAAAUAGUAAUUUCAAUAAUAUAAUCAGGCAGUGAAGAGAUCAUGGAUAUGUAGUAUUUUUAUUUGCCAAUAAUUUCCCCAAUUUUCAGUACCCAAUAGUCCAUGAUCAGAUGCAGCAAAUACUCAACGAUAAAAAUAAGUGAUUGAAAAAAAAAUGAAGUGGAGAAUUCAGUUACGCAAAUCACUCCAUGGGGUAUGAAAUAAAUGAUCAAUUGAUAAGGCUGAUUAAUAAUUCAAUCGUGUGCAUGAAAUAUUUUUUAUUAAUAAUUCCACAUUCCACAUGGACGUAUGUGCUUCAUUUAUUUCCAAUUGGCUUAGUUUAUUUAUAUACAAUUGUGAGUUUUAGGGAGAGGGAGACUCUUGAUGACAUUGAAUCGAGUGAAAGACUUUCUUUGUGGGGGGGUCAACGGAUGAGGGCGAGGGAGCGCGAGUAAUCAAUAAUAAAAUGUAUAACGACUCGUUUAAUGUACAUACACAACAGUCAUCUAACUAUUAUUAUUCUUUUAGUUUAAUGCCACUGCACACACGCACGUAGGCGUAACUCAUAUAUAACGAUAAAACCUUUUUUUUUUGUUUCUCUAUGUAUUUUUUAAAUUAUUUUAUCUCUUUUUUUAUAUUUACUUUUUCCUCUUGUUUUUUUCUUCGUCACUAAUGCCAGUCUGUGGAAAUACUGUCUCGCUGCUUAAACACUACGGGUUUUUAUUCAACUCUGGAUUUCUGGUUCAGUUGGAAAAUUAAAAGAAAAAUGGGAAAUAAAGUGUAAAACCAAUUUAGCAUUGAAUAAUGGUAAAUGAAUGGAUAUUAAUGGGGAAUUGGGGGAAGUGGGAGGUUUUUCGAAGAUUUUUAUGCCUUUGAACUAUGGGAAGGUGUUCGUGGAAGAGAUUCGUAGGAUUUUUCUCAAGAAAACAUUCAAUCUUACACUAAUUUACACGAUAGACUAGGAAGAGGGCUUUUACCAUUUUUUUUUUCACUUUAUGGGGGACAGCGUAUACGCGAAAAAAAUUAAUAUCACAAAUCGCAAAAAAUUAUAAUUAAAUACGAUAAUGAGUGUAGAAUAAUUAUACAAUAAUCUGGAUUUAACUGUAAAUAUUCCGACGAAUUAUAUUACUUCUUUAGGUUCAUGAUUUUCUUCAUUUUCAGCUUCGUCGAACGUAUAUUAUAAUUACAUAUCUUCGUACAUCGAUCACAUUGUUUUUUUUUCGUAUGUACCACUUAUUAAUGGAUUAAAUUUUAGUCACUGUGGACCGCCCUAGAUCGGUAAAUUGACUAUGAAUUAUCCUGUGUAAUUAAUUUUCAUGUUUAUCCAUGGGAAUUUUAACUGAUCAGUCCAUUUCGAGAGAUUUUUCGAGUGAUUAAGCAGUUGCCAUUUAUCUCUGACGAUCAGCUGGUAAUGAAUCACUCAAUUAACCAUUUGCAAUGAAAUUUUCAUGGAUCACUUUGUCAUUCAACGAUUUGAUCGUUGAACCCCAACAUUUGACGAUAUUAUCGAGUUCAUCAACCUUGUCGCUAGUUUAAUCUCUAGAAAUUCGUUCUUUCACAUCGUUCUUCUCGGUUCAAUAGCCUGAUUUUGCGUUCAGUGGCUCCCGUUUGCAUAAUCUAAUAUAAAUAUAUUCAUAUAUUACGUAAUAAUAUCAAUAAUCAUACAAUAAUACUUCUAAUAAUGGCGAUGGGAAUUUUAACGAUUUUUCGUUCUCAUGUAUUUCUUGUGACAAAGAAGUGGAAAUGGUGAAUUAAUCGGUUACAAUAUUUUUUUAGCUUUUCAUUUUUCUUCAUAUUCAUCUAUUUAUGGCAAAACCACGAUGAAACUGUGGCGAAGAAACUAUAAUACUCCAUUACAUGCCACGGCGCACAUCUCAAACAUCUAAUGUUUUUUUGUUUUUUUUUCAUAUCAAUAAUAAUUAUUUAACUGUCUCAACAGUGAAUAUAUAAUAAAUUCGU
Fopius arisanus is the source of this 3135-nucleotide messenger RNA. RefSeq lists its product as uncharacterized. The transcript is spliced from 4 exons. The coding region runs from base 42 to 719 and encodes 225 amino acids. The record is from RefSeq and is a predicted model, not a curated record. NCBI's taxonomy places the organism in Eukaryota, Metazoa, Arthropoda, Insecta, Hymenoptera, Braconidae.